This is a messenger RNA of Salvelinus namaycush (lake trout), 3206 nucleotides long. Its product is annotated as insulin-like growth factor-binding protein 2-B. The record is from RefSeq and is a predicted model, not a curated record. NCBI's taxonomy places the organism in Eukaryota, Metazoa, Chordata, Actinopteri, Salmoniformes, Salmonidae. The coding region runs from base 147 to 1007 and encodes 286 amino acids. Gene Ontology annotation, biological process: regulation of insulin-like growth factor receptor signaling pathway. Gene Ontology annotation, molecular function: insulin-like growth factor I binding; insulin-like growth factor II binding. Gene Ontology annotation, cellular component: extracellular region. The transcript is spliced from 4 exons.
CAGUGGAUAGGACCCUGAGGUUUGCACCACUGGGUCUCUCUCCUGUUUGCUAUGCUAAGACAGAUGACAGUUGCACUUUUGGACACAAGGUUCACAUCCUUAUCUUUUCAUGUUACUCUUUAAUAAACAGUACAGCUAGAGGCAGAAUGGUGCUAUAUUUUGGCUGCGGUGUGGUUCUGCUUACGUUACUUGUUCUGCCGGGUCUAUUUCUCGGGGACUUGGUAUUCCAUUGUCCGAAAUGCACUGCGGAGCGCCAAACUGCAUGUCCUUAUCUCGCCACCAACUGUACUGAGAUAGUCAGGGAGCCUGCCUGUGGCUGCUGUCCGGUGUGCGCCCGGUUAGAAGGCGAAUUCUGUGGCGUCUACACACCGAGGUGUUCCACAGGGCUGCGUUGUUAUCCCACUGCAGAUUCAAAAUUGCCCUUGGAGCAGCUGGUUCAGGGGUUAGGGCGAUGCUCACAAAAAGUGGACCCAGUACCCAACAGCACUCAAGAGCCAGAUGACAGGAGUGGACCUAUAGUGGAGCAGCAUGGCACUGAGGCCCCCACUCAGAAGAAGCCGAUCACAGAUGUCAGGAUCUGGAUAUUGUCCAAAGAUCAGGCCACAAGGCAGUUCCAGAUCGAGCUCAAAUCCAAGAUGAAGACCAACAACUGUCCCGAGGAACCUAAGACCCAGCUGCCCAUGAAGGGUCCUUGUGAACAGGAAAUGGACAAGGUGCUGGAGGAGAUCUCCAAGAUGAGCUUCCAUGAUAACAGGGGACCAGUUGAGAAUCUGUACCAACUCCAAUUCCCCAACUGUGAAAAGAUAGGCCAGUACAAUCUCAAACAGUGCCACAUGUCCACCCACGGUCAGCGGGGCGAGUGCUGGUGCGUUAACCCCUUCACGGGUGUCCAGAUCGCCCAGUCCACCAAGGUGCGGGGGGACCCGAACUGCAGCCAGUAUGUGGAGGAGCAGGAGAUGGAGACUGGAACACAGUCCACUGCUGUCCUGCAGGUGGCAGAGAUAUAACAGCACUUCACUCACACCCAGAUACCCCCCCCGCAGUGGAUUGGUCCAAAUUGACUGACCCAUGUGCAUGGGGUUCUUUCAAUGUAGCUGUUAUGUUCCCUGUCAAGAAAACCAAAAAUGUCACUCAAACAGAAGGCGGAGCUAACAAAGAGUCACUAACAACCAAAACAAAACAGGUGUGGUUCUAGGAGGGGUUCUGGAAGACACUCAUGGGAGUGUCCACUGAAAUUUGCCCACUAAGAUGCAAAAAAACAAGAUAAACUCGCCAAAGGUGCUUUAACAAAGUACUGAGUAAAGGGUCUGAAUGCUUAUGUAAAUGUGAUAUUUCAGUUUGUUAUUUUUGAUACAUUUCCUAAAAAUUCUAAAAAACUGUUUUUGCUUUGUCAUUAUGGUGUAUUGUGUGUAGAUUUAAUUUAAUCAAUUUUAGAAUAAGGCUGUAACGAAACAAAAUGUGGAAAAAGUCAAGAGGUCUGAAUCCUCUCCGAAUGCACUGUAAUUGCCUAAAUCUUAACAUUUUUGAGAAAUGGGUGUAAAGUACUAUACAUUUCUAAAACUCUCAUCCCUAUGGAACGAGUGCAACCAAAACAAUACUCAUCUACAACACAGCAAAACGUUUAGUCAAAACAAUAUGUGAGCCCGGGCUACACACCGACCAAACACAAAACACAACCUAUUGACUGCCCACCAUUGAAAGUCAAUCAGCAAUCAAGUUGUCCUUACCAUGGACAUGUCUGAUUUCAAGGGGAAACUCUUGCAAUAUUCGUAGUAACUUUCCUCUCGUGAUUUUCCUCAGUGGAAUGGCCUCAGGGAAACGAGUGGCAGCGCACAUGCUGGUCAAGAGAAACUGUUUACCCCUCUUUGCUUUGGGCAAAGGACCAACAUAAUCCACCAGAACCCUGCUGAAAGGUUUGUGAAAAGCAGGAACAGACUGCAAAUGUGCAACCGGUACAGCUUGGUUCGGUGUACCCAUAAUCUGGCAAACGCCACAUGAUUUACAGAUUGACUUAAGAGGCAUUAUUACAUUAGCUAGCUAGCUAAGAUUGACGGGAGAACACUGGAUUUUAGUUAGCUAACGUUAGCAAUGAUAGCUAUUUUUGACAAAGCUUGCUAGCUAAUGACAACAUUGCCAACUGUCUAAAGUAAAUUUGACGACAAGCUAAUGAUGGCAAAGUUGUUUCCUACUAAAUAUUUGUCUACUUUAGCAAUGUCAUCGUAUUUCCAGGCACUCUAGUGGAAUUUAGACUAAACGGUAGUUAGCCUCCGUUCCAGAAUGACUGGGCUCAUCAGUCACAAUGUCGCUCAUCAGACAUUAUCUAUACUACAAUUCAAAGCAGGUUUCAUAAAGCUGUAUUUACCGUGUGUGUGCAUAUCUAUGUGAGCUGUGUCCCCAGCUAUUCACAGGAUAGGUGCUGUGAGAUAACGCUAUGCUAAACACUGGGCUGUCACUGCAUCUGCUUCAAUUGGUUCUAACUUCCCGUUUAUGCAGUUGCUUGCCUUCCAUACCGCGUUCCAUAUCUAUUUAUUCAAACCUUUUCUCUCAUCGCAUCCAGUCAAUAUGUGUGGGAAAAAAAGCCUCACAUGAAGCCCCUGGCAUAUAGAGAACCCAAACUAAUGGACCCUGGGUGACACUUUAUGUUCAUGUCCAUAUAUCAUAAACACACUAAUCUGUUUUAAGUGCAUCAUUCCAUUGAUGACGAUGUAGUUACAUGCUAAUGCUAAUUUGAAUUGUUGGCAACGCUUUACCAUAGUAACCUACACCGCUGCAUUCUGUUACCCAUGUAAUUACAAAGCAGUUCCAUACAGGUAUUACUGUGUAGUUACAUAGGUAGGUUGUGGGGCAACUUAAGGUACAGUGUUACCGAAUUGUUUCAUGUUCAUUUGACAUGUUUAGAGAUUUCUUUAGGGGAAAUACCAUGUUCCUAAUUUGCCUUUCUUUAAUACAUAUUGUCUUCUGAUCUUUUCUCUUUCUGGUGUACAGUACCACAUUUGUGUUGUUGAUAUAGCUCUGCCCUAAAAACAUAUUAGGUCACGUCGCCUUUGCAUGAAUGUAUCAUGUAGGCCACUCCCUUCAACAAGGUUAGGUAAUUGUACAUUUUGUUCAGAUAACUUUCAUCUUUUGAGGAUGCCUCAAUUAAUUAAUGGAAUUUAAAUUAAUCUCUUGUUGAAUAAAAUGUCAAUAAAAUUGACCCAACCAAGCUC